AUGUAUCGUCGAGAACUGCAGCUCUUCGACGCCAACGGGAAUCCAGUACCUGCUCAGGGUGCCGAUCUCACUGCUGUCAAUUCCGGUAUUAGUUUUUCUCCGAUGCAUGAACAAGAUAUAGGCACAGGAGGAGCAGCAGUGCAUGCUUCUAAAAUUGAACCUCCACCAUCACGAGUCGAAGCUUCCGG
Messenger RNA from Amoebophrya sp. A25, 188 nucleotides. Lineage: Eukaryota; Dinophyceae; Syndiniales; Amoebophryaceae. The record is from the annotation of a GenBank genome assembly.